Loa loa (African eye worm) is the source of this 918-nucleotide messenger RNA. RefSeq names its product CK1/WORM6 protein kinase. The coding region runs from base 1 to 918 and encodes 305 amino acids. The record is from RefSeq and is a predicted model, not a curated record. Gene Ontology annotation, cellular component: cytoplasm; nucleus. The transcript has 7 exons. Lineage: Eukaryota; Metazoa; Nematoda; Chromadorea; Rhabditida; Onchocercidae. Gene Ontology annotation, biological process: peptidyl-serine phosphorylation; signal transduction. Gene Ontology annotation, molecular function: ATP binding; protein serine/threonine kinase activity.
AUGGCACAACAACUAGUACAGCUUAAUCCUGGUGAUCAAGUUGAUCGUUGGCAUAUCGAUAGAAAACUCGGUGAGGGUGGUUUCGGUGCUGUUUAUCUGGUAUCAGAUCCAACCGGAAAGUAUGCGUUGAAAGUUGAAGGUGUCAACGAACAGAUUCAGGUACUCAAAAUGGAGGUAUAUGUACUUACUGAGCUAAAUAAACGUAACAAUAGACAUUUUUGUAAAAUUGAAGACAAAGGACGUUUUGGAUCAUUCAAUUAUGUCGUCAUGACUCUGGUCGGCAAAAGUUUGCAGGACCUUCGUAAAGCAGGUCCAGGACAACAUCUUUCAAUGGGUACGGCGCUUGGUGCGGGAAUUCAAGCACUGGAGGCACUGGAAGAUCUUCAUUCAAUUGGCUAUCUUCAUAGAGAUGUAAAACCGGGAAAUUAUACAAUUGGUCGCCCAGAAUUGAAUGAAUUGCGCAAAGUUUAUGUACUCGAUUUUGGGAUGUGCCGAAAAUUCACGAAUUCUCAGAAUGUCAUCCGUAAGCCAAGAGCGGCAGCCGGUUUUCGUGGUACAGUACGUUAUGCGCCUAUUUCGUGCCAUCUUCAGCGUGAGCUGUGCCGUAAGGAUGACGUUGAAACAUGGAUUUAUAUGCAAGUCGAACUUACCACCGGCAACUUACCGUGGAAGAAUGUCGCUGAUAUGAAUCAAGUUGGCGAAUAUAAGAAGCGAUGUCGGUUUGAACCAGCGAUAAAUGAGCUAUUAGGUGGUUGCGCUCCGGAACUGCGACAAAUUUUGCAAAUCGUUGAUGCGCUUAAAUAUUACGACCAACCACCAUAUCAGCAAAUUUACCAGCUGAUGCGCCAAUCUUUCCAGACUAUGGGGUGCCAGGAAUUUCCAUAUGACUGGGAGAAACCCGGUGGCGGUGUCUUUUAA